Messenger RNA from Malurus melanocephalus (red-backed fairy wren), 5418 nucleotides. It is a transcript of the gene EIF5B, whose product is annotated as eukaryotic translation initiation factor 5B. NCBI's taxonomy places the organism in Eukaryota, Metazoa, Chordata, Aves, Passeriformes, Maluridae. The coding region runs from base 86 to 3748 and encodes 1220 amino acids. Gene Ontology annotation, molecular function: GTPase activity; translation initiation factor activity; GTP binding. The record is from RefSeq and is a predicted model, not a curated record. The transcript has 24 exons.
CGCGCGGCGGUGCCAUAUGCGCGGGGCGGCGCGCGGGGCGGCGCGCGGUCAGCGCUGAGGAGUCGCGCGCGCCGGUGUCGCCGCCAUGGGCAAGAAGCAGAAGAACCGGAGCGAGGAGAGUGGAAAAGAUGAUAUUGAUAUUGAUGCCCUUGCUGCUGAGAUAGAAGGUGCAGGAGCUGCAAAGGAUCAAGAGCCUCAGAAAUCCAAAGGCAAAAAGAAAAAAGAAAAGAAGAAACAAGAUUUUGAUGAAGAUGAUAUCCUGAAGGAGCUGGAGGAACUGUCAAUAGAGGCGCAAGGAGGGAAAAUUGACAGGGAACAACCUUCUACAGGAAAGGUUGAAAAUGACAACGAAGAAAGCUUAUCAAAACAAGAUAAAAAAAGGAAAGGAAAGAGCAAAAAAGCCAAUCUGGAAAAUGACUAUGACAGUGAGGAAGUGGAAGAUAAAGACAAAAAAUCUAAAAAAACUCAGAAAGCAAAACAAGACAUGCUUUCUGGCAGUGAUGAUGAUGAUCAUGAGACACAGCUUAAGAAGAGCAAAGGGAAAACACAGAAGUCAAGUAAAAARCAUGAUUUGUCUGAAGAAGAUGAAGCUAACAUUAAGAAAAGCAAAGAGCGUGGGGGAGGAGUGUCUUCAGGCGAGAGUGGCGAUGAAUCAGAUGAGUUCUCCCAAUCUAGAAGAGGACAAAAGAAAAACCAAAAGCCAAAGUCUGCUCCUGCUGCUGAAAGUGGGGAUGAUGAAGAAGAACCUUCAUUCAAAGUAAAAACAGUGGCUCAGAAGAAGGCAGAAAAAAAAGAACGUGAAAGAAAAAAACGUGAAGAAGAGAAAGCCAAAUUGAGGAAGCAGAAAGAGAAGGAAGACUUAGAAGGUGGUAAAGAACCAGCAAAGCCAAAGGAAUCUCUAAAGAAAGCUGAAGAGAAGGCUUCUCCUGAAGUUACAGUAAUCCCUGGCCCUGGGGGAAAAGGAGAGACUCCUGCAGGAGCAGAAGCUGAUGACAAUGAGGCAGACAAAAAGAAAAAAGACAAGAAAAAAAAGAAAGGUGAGAAAGAAGAAAAAGAGAAAGAGAAGAAAAAAGGUCCCAGUAAAGCCACAGUUAAAGCCAUGCAAGAGGCUUUGGCUAAAAUGAAAGAGGAGGAGGAAAGGGCAAAAAGAGAGGAGGAAGAACGCAUAAGACGACUGGAGGAACUUGAAGCAAAACGCAAAGAGGAGGAACGAUUAGAGCAAGAGAGGAAAGAAAGAAAGAAACAGAAGGAAAAAGAGAGAAAGGAGCGUUUGAAGAAGGAGGGAAAGCUUUUAACAAAAACUCAACGAGAAGCCAGAGCCAGAGCAGAGGCUACUCUUAAACUACUCCAAGCUCAGGGUGUUGAAGUGCCAUCCAAAGACUCUGUGCCAAAGAAGAGGCCAAUAUAUGAAGACAAAAAGAAAAAGAAACAGCAGCAGCCAGAAAAUAAAGAAGAAAGUGUGGAGGUAACUUCCCCAGCUGAAGAUGCUGUAGAACUGGAAACACCAGUGAAAGAAGAGAUUCCUCUUCCAGUAGAGCCAGUUUCAGAAGAAAAGGAGGAAGAAGAUGAAACAGAAGAUGCAGGUCUGGAUGACUGGGAAGCUAUGGUUAGUGAUGAAGAUGGAGAGAAAGAGAGCAAACCUGUCCAUAUUGAAGUCAAAGAACAAAAUGAAGUGGAUGAGGAAGAGGAGGAGGAAGAUGAUGAGGAGGAAGAGGAAGAAGAGAGUGAAGAAUCUGAAGAUAGUGAAGGCAGUGAAGAUGAGGAUGAAAAGACUUCAGAUGAGAGAGAGGGAGGCUCCCAAGCUAUUGGAAAACAAUCUAUGGAAAAAAAGCCCAGCAAGGAAAUUAGCUCUGACUCWGAGUAUGACUCUGAUGAUGACCGCACUAAGGAGGAGCGUGCUUAUGACAAAGCUAAACGGAGAAUUGAGAAGCGACGAGCUGAAAACAGCAAAAAUAUGAACACUGAAAAGCUSAGAGCACCGGUUAUCUGUGUCCUGGGGCAUGUAGACACAGGCAAGACUAAAAUUUUAGAUAAGCUCCGCCACACCCAUGUGCAGGAUGGUGAAGCUGGUGGUAUCACUCAGCAGAUUGGUGCAACUAAUGUUCCUCUUGAAGCUAUUAAUGAACAAACCAAGAUGGUGAAAAAUUUUGACAGAGAGAACAUAAAAAUUCCAGGCAUGCUGAUAAUCGACACUCCAGGACAUGAGUCUUUCAGCAAUCUAAGAAACAGAGGAAGCUCACUUUGUGAUAUUGCUAUACUUGUAGUUGAUAUCAUGCAUGGUUUGGAGCCACAGACAAUUGAAUCAAUAAAUCUGUUGAAAUCGAAGAAAUGCCCCUUUAUAGUAGCUCUCAACAAGAUUGAUAGGUUAUAUGACUGGAAAAAAAGUCCAGAUACAGAUGUAGCUGUCACCUUAAAGAAGCAGAAAAAAAAUACUAAAGAUGAAUUUGAAGAGCGUGCAAAAGCUAUCAUAGUGGAAUUUGCAAAACAGGGCUUGAACGCUGCCUUGUUUUAUGAGAAUAAGGAUCCCCGCACUUUUGUUUCUCUUGUACCUACCUCUGCUCACACGGGGGAUGGCAUGGGAAGUCUGAUAGCUCUUCUUGUUGAGCUCACACAAACCAUGCUGACCAAGAGACUGGCUGAGUGUCAGGAGCUGAGAGCUCAAGUCAUGGAGGUUAAGGCAUUGCCAGGCAUGGGCACUACCAUAGAUGUUAUUCUAAUUAAUGGACGCCUGAAAGAAGGAGACACCAUUAUUGUUCCUGGGGUGGAAGGUCCUAUUGUAACUCAGAUUAGAGGUCUUCUGCUGCCUCCUCCUAUGAAGGAGCUACGAGUUAAGAACCAGUAUGAAAAGCACAAAGAGGUUGUUGCUGCUCAAGGUGUGAAGAUUCUUGGGAAGGAUUUAGAAAAAACAUUGGCUGGUUUGCCACUGCUCGUAGCUCAUAAAGAGGAUGAAGUCCCMGUACUCAAGGAUGAAUUAAUACAUGAACUGAAGCAAACACUGAAUGCAAUCAAGUUAGAAGAGAAAGGUGUUUAUGUCCAGGCUUCUACUUUAGGCUCUUUAGAGGCAUUACUUGAAUUUCUCAAAACAUCAGAAGUGCCAUAUUCAGGAAUUAAUAUAGGUCCUGUCCAUAAAAAAGAUGUUAUGAAGGCAUCAGUUAUGUUGGAACAUGACCCACAGUACGCCGUUAUUCUGGCAUUCGAUGUGAGGAUUGAACGUGAUGCACAGGAGAUGGCUGAUAGCUUAGGAGUUCGAAUUUUUAGUGCUGAAAUAAUUUAUCACUUAUUUGAUGCCUUCACAAAAUAUAGACAAGACUACAAGAAACAGAAACAAGAGGAAUUCAAGCAUAUAGCAGUGUUUCCAUGCAAGUUAAAAAUCCUCCCUCAGUUCAUUUUCAACUCUCGUGACCCAAUAGUGAUGGGUGUUGUGGUGGAGGCCGGCCAGGUGAAGCAGGGGACUCCCAUGUGUGUACCUAGCAAAAAUUUUGUUGAAAUUGGAAUAGUUACAAGCAUUGAAAUAAACCACAAACCAGUGGAUGUUGCAAAGAAAGGCCAAGAAGUAUGUGUUAAAAUAGAACCUAUUCCUGGGGAAUCACCUAAAAUGUAUGGACGACAUUUUGAAGCAACAGAUAUCCUCGUCAGCAAGAUCAGCCGKCAGUCCAUCGAUGCUCUGAAGGACUGGUUCAGGGAUGAGAUGCAGAAGUCUGACUGGCAGCUUAUAGUAGAACUGAAGAAAGUGUUUGAAAUCAUCUAGAUAACUUUUACAGCAAUGCGGAGACAGGAAUAAAUGCACUCUUCCUGUUCUAAAAAAGUUACCAACAAAGUCCUAUGUUGAAGACAGUGUUGGGUGUAUGUUUGGGAGGCAAAUAUGUGGAUAAAAUGUUUUCCAUGAGAAACCAAGAAAUUUACACUGGUUUGACAGUGGUCAAUUUACAUGUUCCCAUGGUUCCAAUGUGCCUGUUCACCUCUCCUACUACCCUUCCUAAUACUGGCUGCUGUUUUAAAGUUUACCCUUCCCUCUCUUACACCUUCCUUCCACCCUUUUUCCCUCCUCCUCUCCAAAACAAAAUAAAAUAAAUUGAAUUUUUAUUACAGAACUAAAGCUCUUUCMCUUUUAUACUGAUGAGAGCAGUACUGCAGUAUUUGAUUAACCAAGCUUCUGCAGACUUUGUGAUUUUCGGGACAUUUUUGAUGUAAGAAAUACUUCUUUAUUUAUGCAUACCUCUUUCCUUGACUUUCUUUUCCACAUUCUUCUGCUUUGUGCCUAUAGAACUUUUUUUAAAUAGAAAAUUAGGCAAUUGGCUAUCUCUGUAUUUGCUUUGUGUGAAACAAUGUUGUAAAGCAUAGCUGCCCACCUUUUACUGCUUGUACAGUUCAUGGAAGUCAACCUGUAAUCAUUAUAAUGCAGAGCCACAAAUAAAGGAGAUGGACAGAGCAGCCCAUUUGUUUUACAGUUUGCUUCAAUAAUCCAAGUUUCCCUUCAUGGGCUCUAGCAGAUGUGGAAAGGCUGGGCAGGGGCCCUCUUCCCUCUCUUCUUGGCGAAAGGGUGGAGGCGUGUUCCAGCCAAAAGCGAUUCCUCCUCUGAACGCACUUCUUGUGUGCUCAAGGUGAUGUCAGCAUUCCCAAAGCACGGGAGGGCCAGGCCAGGUGUUCAGCACGGCACAACUCCCGGAGGAGCUCAGAGCUGCCUUCACUUCUCGCUGCUCCCAGUGCUGGGAGUACCUGCGAACAGCUGCUGCCCAGGGAGCUGUGACUUUGGAUGCUGCAUCACAGCUGGAGUCAUCUGACACAGUGGGACUGAACCAGCUCCAGAGUGGAUAUUUGUGAUGACCAGGAGCCAGUCUGGAAUCCCAGCAGUUUCCCACCCUUCCUUCCCCUCUGCCUCCCGGCCUGGGCUGACAGCUCGAUGUGUUCUUACUUGGGCUGUCUCUGGGUAACUCACAGCUCACGCUGACAGGAGCAAAACACUCUUCAAAAGCACAAGCUGAAACAAAAUCAAGAAGGAUUGUUUAUGCAGCUGAGAUUUUUAGCAUUUAAGAUACUUAUGUGAGUUUAACUUGCAACAAGCAGUUUGAUCAGAUUUCUUCUGUCACUUGGAUUACUUUUUCUGUCGGAUAAAUCCAAAAGUUAUGAUUGGGACUAUGUGGACUGAAUUACAAAGAAACAUUUAAUAACUCGCCUCCUUUGCAAGUGGAAUUUAAUUUUCUGGAUUUUUUUUUGUUUAGACUUUAAACUUGCCAUUGAAAAAGGACAUUUUCACUAUGGUUGGUGUGUGGUAUAUAUUCCCAUCAGUGGGUGAACAGAAYGGUGAGAGGGAGGAGACUGCAUUUAAUUGUUAAAAUUUUCUUUUGCAAACUAUGCAAUCAUGAAACCUACACUAAUAAAAAGUUCUUAAGAACACGGAUGUCAAACAGUGUGGUCUUG